Molecule: messenger RNA, 1132 nt
Organism: Gryllus bimaculatus (two-spotted cricket)
Lineage: Eukaryota; Metazoa; Arthropoda; Insecta; Orthoptera; Gryllidae
Source: the annotation of a GenBank genome assembly
CGUCAGUGCGUGCUGGUACGCGCGAAGUUAUGCUGUUUGAAAAAACUGUUUUCUGUGAAGGGAAAUUUCAUUUACGCGUUGAAUAAGUGGUGCGACGUUUUAAUUGCAAAUAUGUCGCUACAUUUUACUCUGCUAGUGUUUCUGUGUGAAAUAAAUAGAAUGACGUAGCGUAUGCUAAAGUUUCGAGUUUUAAUUUCUAUGUCACGUAAUGUAUGUUAAUACGAAAACAUGAAUUCUGAGGUUACAAGCAUUCCUGUUAUUACCUGUGUAACAUCUGUUGUUUUACUCGUGUCGUUGUGGAUCGUGAUGUCGUUUUGUAAAAUGUAUUCAAAACAGCGUGUAGCUGUUCAGUUCAGUUUUCAGGAAUAUGAUGACAUUUUUCUAGUUUUCAGUAACUCGAAUGCCAUUGUGAUUAAUUCUACAGCAAGCUCUUGUUCUUCCUUUGAAUCUAUUGUUGAAGAAAUAUAUGAUGCUGCCAAGCGUGCCUGUUGGACUGGAAGCACCCCUCUUGUGAAAUACAUGCUGGAAAAUGGUGCUGAUGUUUCUCUACGAUCUAGUGUUGGUGAUUCUGCUUUUUACUUAGCAGUUCAUAAGAUAGUGAAGGACAAGACUCAGUGGGAUCCAUCUCUUUUAAAAUUGUUGUACAAAUCAGGGUGUUGCGUGAAUGCCCGCCGCCUUCACGGAUAUACCCCUCUUCACUUGGCGGCUGAUUACGGGCACGCGCCACUUGUGGGCUGGCUGCUAAGCCACGGCGCGGAUCCCUCGGCCACCGCCGUGUGCGGGGCGAAACCCGUUGAUUUGGCGCUUUUGAAGGGUCAUGCAGCAGUCGUUGAUAUGCUGACAAUUCGUGUUCAUGAUGUUCCUUGUAGUCCAGUUCUACCGGUUGAGGAGACGGAAAAAUGAUGGCUUGAAAAACUGUAUUGUUCAUUGGUUUCUUUAUUAUUGUUUUAAUAUUUAAUGAAUAUAAUUUGUUUGUUCUGUCCUUUGAAUGAUGUUUUGAGUCAUUGUUACUGUGAUGUUUUUAGACAUGUUUGCUUAUUUAAUUAUCAUUACCUGAAUCUGUUGAAAUGUAUUAAAAUGUGUAAAUAUCAAACGUAGAAGUAAUAAAUGUUAUUAAUAAAACCAUCUCAUA